Symsagittifera roscoffensis is the source of this 756-nucleotide messenger RNA. RefSeq lists its product as uncharacterized. The record is from RefSeq and is a predicted model, not a curated record. Lineage: Eukaryota; Metazoa; Xenacoelomorpha; Acoela; Convolutidae. The transcript has 6 exons. Bases 1 to 756 code for a protein of 251 amino acids.
AUGGCCUUGUACAUGGUGCAGUACAGUCCCAACUCCCAGCUGGUGGACUCCGCGGCAGAGAACAACGAGCGCAUCCGGACCCUGGAUCUGUUCUACAUCAAGAGCUUCUUCGUCUUCUGCACUGCUCGGGAAGAAGGAGGCGAUCCCACGAAGAACCCCCACUGGACCACUUCUGUUGCCCUCGUCUCUGCCGCACAAUUCUUCCUCGCGUUUCCAGUUCAGAUGCUUCGAGUCAUCACGAUAUCUGACAUAGUGGGCAAUGCGUUCCUCAACAAAAGAUCCUUCAGAAAAAUCCUGGUGUGUUUCUACCUAGUGUGCAGUCCUUUCAUGCUAAUGGGUACCAAUCUGUUCUGGAUAACCUCCCACAUGCUAAAUCUCAUCUGCUACACAUUCUUGUCCGCCUUCGCCUGCGUCUCCUGCUUCAUAUUCUUCGCAUUCGGACUCUACUCAAAAAUGGUGUUCUUCGUGGUGAUGUUGAAGGGAAAGAGGAUGAACAUCUGUGAGAUGAUGCUACUCUUCCAGGCCAAAUGGAUACUCACCAUAAUCGUAUUCCCAACAGCUGCCAUUUUUCUGUGUCUGGUGGACAAGGGAGUGUGCAACUUCCUCCUCCUCCUCAAGUCCAGCGACUCCACCUACGCUGGCAUCCUCUUCUUCCAGAUCUUCUGCUUCCUUCUCCCUCUCGGACUUCUGCUAGUCGCCAAGGGCGUCAACAGAGACCACAGCUACCAGAAGGAACCAGAUUCACAACACCAUUAA